Molecule: messenger RNA, 2203 nt
Organism: Microcebus murinus (gray mouse lemur)
Lineage: Eukaryota; Metazoa; Chordata; Mammalia; Primates; Cheirogaleidae
Source: RefSeq, a predicted model, not a curated record
CCAGUGCUCUGUCCCAGUCCAGGCGGUGCCCCGGCCUGGCCGUCUCGCCCGCCGGCCCGACUGUGCGCUUGCCUGUCCUCCGGGUCUGCGUUCAUCAAGGGCCCUCGGCCUGCACGGCCCUGAGGCGGGCGAGCUCGACCAGCCGUGAAGAAGGCGAGAGGAGGAGAGGACAGGUGGAAUCAGCCGUCUCCAAAUCUCAGGGCUCCAACAGUGCCAGGUGAAACAGCCCACGCCCGCCCCUGGGGCCAGGACCAGCCGGCCGGGCGCCCCAGGCACACAGAGAACUCGCUGGCCGGCCACGAGCCGCCGAGAAAGGCAGCCCCAGCACACGCUGGGCUCUCAGCUCCAGGCCCCGGCUGGGGAGCCGACUGGAGGCCUCCCCACAGCUGUGCUCGACCCACAGCAGCUUUCUCCCGCGGGUCUGCAGCUGCGGACGUCGUCUGGCUUCAUCCCUCUCUGCUGCCCGCAUCCCUGUGCCGGGGAGUGAACUAACAAGUCAGGAGUUAGGACCCAGAGAUACGUCUUAGGCUCCAGGACCUGCCAGCGGCUGGAAAGCCACCCAGCACCCAGCGCACUUUGAGAAACACACAGCGCAGGGGCGGUGGCAGACGCCAGUCCCACCUCGGGCCAGGCGGGCUCUCCCCCUGGGGGUCCACUUCGAGCUUUGAGCCACUGUAUUUUCUUUUCCAAGCCCCUUUCCGGUGGACGUUCUCUGCUGUUAGAAAGAAAGGAGUCUUCCCUCUAAGGGAAGAGUCUUAUCAUGACGCCGACAGGUCCGGUGCUGGUGCUCAUCGUGGUCCUCGGCUCCUGGCCCUCAGCCACUGCAGGAUUCAGUUCAAUGGCAGAAAGUGAAGACGCCCUCCUCAGACAUUUAUUCCAAGGUUAUCAGAAAUGGGUGCGCCCUGUGUUACAUUCUAAUGACACCAUAAAAGUGCGUUUUGGAUUGAAAAUAUCUCAGCUUGUGGACGUGGAUGAAAAGAACCAGCUGAUGACGACCAACGUGUGGCUCAAACAGGAGUGGACAGACCACAAAUUACGCUGGAAUCCUGAUGAAUAUGGAGGAAUUAACUCAAUUAAAGUUCCAUCAGAGUCUCUCUGGCUUCCUGACAUCGUUCUCUUUGAAAAUGCAGAUGGGCGUUUUGAAGGCUCCCUCAUGACCAAGGUUGUGGUGAGAUCCAAUGGAACCGUCAUUUGGACUCCGCCCGCCAGUUAUAAAAGCUCCUGUACCAUGGAUGUCACCUUUUUCCCGUUUGACCGACAGAACUGCUCCAUGAAGUUUGGAUCCUGGACGUACGAUGGUACCAUGGUCGACCUCAUUUUGACAGAUGAAAAUGUUGACAGAAAAGACUUUUUUGAUAAUGGAGAAUGGGAAAUACUCCAUGCAAAAGGGAUGAGGGGAGACAGGAGAGAUGGUUUCUAUUCGUAUCCAUUCGUCACUUACUCUUUCGUUCUCAGGCGCCUGCCUCUGUUUUACACUCUCUUCCUGAUCAUACCCUGCCUGGGACUGUCUUUUCUAACAGUUCUUGUGUUCUAUUUACCUUCUGAUGAAGGAGAAAAACUUUCAUUGUCAACGUCUGUCUUGGUUUCUCUGACAGUUUUUCUACUGGUGAUUGAAGAAAUCAUCCCAUCUUCUUCCAAAGUCAUUCCUCUCAUUGGAGAAUACCUGUUGUUCAUUAUGAUUUUCGUGACCCUGUCAAUCAUUGUUACGGUUUUUGUAAUUAACGUUCACCAUAGAUCUUCCUCAACAUACCAUCCCAUGGCUCCCUGGGUAAAGAGGCUAUUUCUGCAAAAACUGCCCAGAUUACUUUGCAUGAAAGACCAUGUGGAUCGCUACUUUGUCCCAGAUAAAGAUGAGCGUAAACCAGUAGUGAGAGGUAAAGUUCUAGAAAAAAAGAAACAGAAACAGACAAAUGAUGGGGAAAAAGUUCUGGUUGCUGUCUUGGAAAAGGCUGCUGACUCCAUUAGAUACAUUUCCAGCCACGUGAGGAAAGAACAUUUCAUCCGCCAGGUGGUACAAGACUGGAAAUUCGUAGCGCAAGUUCUUGACCGAAUCUUCCUGGGGCUCUUCCUGGUAGUGUCAGUCAUGGGCUCAGUUUUGAUUUUCACCCCUGCUCUGAACCGCUCGCUCGCGCUCGUCAGGUCUACCACCUCUCGCGCCCGCACUCUCUCAGAGCAUCUCUCGCCCGCCACACUCCCACUCUAG